AUCCCCUUGCGAUCGGCGCUCCGUUUCCUCUCCCGCCCGGGUGGGUCGGAGCAAGGGAGUUGCGCCGCCGCCGACUCGUGCCGCUGCCUUUGGCUACGCGGUGCGCGCCGGGCUGCCGCCGCCAUGCCGAUGAAAGGCCGCUUCCCCAUCCGCAGGACGCUGCAGUACCUGAGCCAGGGCGACAUCAUCUUCAAGGACGCCGUGAAGGUGAUGACGGUGAACUACAACACGAGGGGGCCUCUCAGCGAAGGAGCCAGAAAAUUUGUGUUCUUCAACAUACCUCAGAUUCAGUACAAAAACCCUUGGCUUCAGAUUGUGAUGUUUAAGAACAUGACACCAUCGCCAUUCUUAAAAUUCUAUUUAGAUAGUGGAGAGCAAGUCCUGGUUGAUGUGGAAGAGAAGACUAACAAAGAGAUCGCAGAACAUGUUAAGAAAGUUCUUGGUAAAAGCGAGCAAACACUGCAGGGAGAAGCACAAGAGAAAAUGAAGUUACGCCAUCCCGCAACGUUUGGCCCCAAAAAGUACCACUUGCGGGAAUGCAUGUGUGAAAUUGAAGGCCAAAUUCCCUGCCCUGGUAAAGUGCCAUUACCAAAGGAGAUGACUGGGAAAUAUAGAACUGCCAUGAAAGAGAGUGCUGCUUCCUAAGCCAGCUUUCUACAGCAGGGAGUAAAAGCAUUCAGACUGACAAGAAAGUGGGCAUCUUAACACUGAUGACAACACAUUGGUCUUUUUACAAACCACCAUUUAAGUAACAGAAAAAUAUCUGGACUUACUUAAAACAAGUAAGGAUGAAUCUUUUAAAUAAAUUCUGGAAUUGUUCUUGUGAUGGACUGGAUUGUGAAUAUACAUGUUUGCCAUUUGUUUUUAAAUCAAAGGAGAACACAUCUUGGUCGAA
Podarcis muralis (Common wall lizard) is the source of this 895-nucleotide messenger RNA. RefSeq names its product mitochondrial ribosomal protein S25 (gene MRPS25). Lineage: Eukaryota; Metazoa; Chordata; Lepidosauria; Squamata; Lacertidae. Gene Ontology annotation, molecular function: structural constituent of ribosome. Gene Ontology annotation, cellular component: mitochondrion. The record is from RefSeq and is a predicted model, not a curated record.